This is a messenger RNA of Scleropages formosus (Asian bonytongue), 5484 nucleotides long. It is a transcript of the gene parp14rs1, whose product is annotated as poly(ADP-ribose) polymerase family member 14-related sequence 1. The transcript has 17 exons. The coding region runs from base 22 to 5463 and encodes 1813 amino acids. Lineage: Eukaryota; Metazoa; Chordata; Actinopteri; Osteoglossiformes; Osteoglossidae. Gene Ontology annotation, biological process: protein poly-ADP-ribosylation; negative regulation of gene expression. Gene Ontology annotation, molecular function: nucleic acid binding; transcription corepressor activity; NAD+ poly-ADP-ribosyltransferase activity. Gene Ontology annotation, cellular component: nucleus; cytoplasm. The record is from RefSeq and is a predicted model, not a curated record.
AGAAGCAGAAGCAGAAUCAGAAUGGCCGCGGACGGGUUCCCCUUUCCGCUCUGGGUGCUCGGCGACUGGGGCUCCGGCGCCCCGAAGCUCGUCAACAAACUGACCAUUUACUUCCAGAGCAAAAGGUCCCAAGGCGGCGACUGUCUCGUGGAGGCCGGUGGCGGCGGGGACGCGCAGCGCGCGGUGGUGCGCUUCAAGUCGGAGCACGUCCGACAAAGAGUUCUGAACAAACAAGAACAUGAACUGAAGCUGGGCCAAAAGAUUUUGAAGCUGACUGUGAGGUUGCCGCAGCCCGAAGACGAGGCAAACCUAGGAAAUGAGGAGACACCUUCAACGACAUCGGACAAGGCCUCACCUGCUGCUUCCAAGUCCAGCUGUUUGGUGGUGGAGAAUGCUUCUUCACAGUCUGCAUCUGAGGUUGCUGGCCUGGAAGAAGAGGAGCAGAUGACCUCAGUGGUACUGGAGAGCAUACAGGAGAAAAUGAACCAACAUUUCCUCGAAAUUCUGGUGGAGAACAUCUCAGAUUGCUCAGCAGAAUCAGAGGACUUCAUUAUAGAAAUAAUACCGGACAUUAGUACAGCAGUCGUGUCAUUUCGAAACAGUAAAGAUGCACAAGAGUUCAUUAAAAACUGCCCAUCAAACAAAAUGUUUAGACAAAAUGGGCUGGCUGUUAAACUCCUUGAGAACACAACCGAAGUGAGAGUUGAAAACAUUCCCCCUGGAGUUGACUCUGAUUAUCUGCACCUAUAUUUUGACCGAGAAGGAGACGUGAAUAAAGUCACGAAGGUCGAUGAACAGUGCGCGAUUGUCAGUUUUAUGAAUCCCAAAGUUGUUGAUAAAAUAAUUAAAAAACAGUACAGAAUUCAAGAGAGGCCUCUGAAAGUGUACCCACAUUAUCAAUCCUUGGGCACAGCUCUGUAUGGGAAGAACAGGCCUGUGUGGAAACUGCCCAAACCAUUUACUGAGAACAUUGAUUCAGCAAUUUGGAAGUUCCUUCAUGACAAGGAGAUGACAGAAGCAGUUAAGCAGGACAUGGUGAACCAUUUUUGCACAGUGGAUCUUCAAAGUCCUAUCGUUGAGAUCAGUCCUAUACCAUCCCUGCUGAAGCAGAAGGGUCUGAUGUCCAGGCAUAUUGAUGGCUGGAGAGAGAAUGCUUCAAGUGCAUUUCACAGCGCCCUCUCAAAGUUCACCUCCUUCAAGUGUCAGGUUCACACUCCCUUGUGGAAUGCAACAGAGCCGGAGAUUCGCAGUGCACUGAUGGAUGUUGUAACUGUCAUGCCUGACAUGAACAAAGAGGAGAUAACAUUAGCUGGUCUCAAGGAAGAUGUUGAGCGGUUCCAGAAAGUGCUGGCAGAGAUUUUAAAUGCAGCCGCUGAUAAGCUGGAGAGAGAAAGGAACAGGAUAACUCAAGAAAUGUCUGUAGCUCCCUCUAAUUACCACAUUCUGCAACUUGAUGGACUUGAACUGGAAAAGAUUAAGGCCAGCUACCCAGACCUCAAGCUGUCAUACAACCAAGAGAGCAAGAGAAUCAUUCUCUCUGGCUUAGCCUCUGAAGUGUUCAGUAUAAAGAGUAAGAUUCUGGAGAUGAUAAUGAACAUGAAACGGAGGUUGGUAGAAUUAGACAAAGAUGUUCUUCACUUCUUCUCCGAGGGAGAUUUAGAGGAACUCUCUUAUUAUUUAUUCAUAUCUCAAGGUAUUAAUGCAAAACUUGAGUCAGAUGGAAUAAGAGUUCAAAUAGUCAGUAAUACAGAUCAUGUUCUUGAAAAGGCUGAAAAACACCUAAGGGCUGUUUUGGUUUCUCUGUACAUUGAUGUGGAAGACCUAAAUGUGCUGAGAAUGGCUGAAUGGCAAGACUUGGUUAGCAGUUUGAUAAAGACCACAAUGAACCCUAUCCAAACUGUGACAGUCAGGGUAAUUGGCACUGAUCCCAACCUACAAGUGGCGGUUACUGGUUUCCAGGAUCAGCUUCAGAUAGUAUGGAAACAGCUAUCAGACUUCCUGUACAAAAACACUAUAAUUGAUGAAACCCUGAAUGUGAAAGAAAGAGUCAUUGUUCAAUUCAUCCGUGAAUAUAAAAAGAAGAUUUGGUCAGCAACACUGAAAGACUUUGUGCAAGUUAACUUCAAUGAUCAGACUAGAAAUCCAAGCAUUUCUCUUACUGGUCCCAGACUUUAUGUCACAGAGUCCAAAGAAGUAUUUGAAGACCUGCUUUCUUCCAUUUAUUUUGAUGUUUUCAAGGUCGUCCAACCAGGGGCAAGGAAGUUCUUUAAGGAGAAGGAGGACAUGUAUGUUACCACAGCCAUGAGUCAGAUGGGGUGUAUGGUUGAGCUUGUAGAUGAGUCUAUUACUUUAGUUGAAGAGGAGACUGUUUCCCAGGUGAAGAUGCCAGAUGGAGUGGUGAUUACUGUUUGCAAAGCUGACAUAGGCCAAUAUCCAGCUGAUGUUGUGGUGAACGCAUUGAAUGAAGAUGUGCAGCAUACUGGUGGACUCACAGGGGUGUCGCUGGCUGCUUCAGGUCCUCAUCUGCAGGAAAUGUUUGAAAACUACUCCCACACUGCAGGAAAAACCCCUGGGGAUGUCAUUAUUACACCUGGCGAUCUCAGAUUUAAGCACAUGAUUUAUGCAAUAGGCCCAAGGUUUGAAGACACAGACCCCCAGAGAGCAGUAGGAAUCCUGAAGAGAAUUGUCAAACAGAGUUUGUCCUUGGCAGCAAAAUAUGGAUGUCAAUCUAUAGCAAUUCCUGCUUUCACUUCUGAGAGCUUUGGUUUCCCACUUAGCCUCUGCACAGAAACUGUUGCCAUUGCUGUGAAGGAACACUGCGAGGACUUGUAUGGAGAGAACACCCUGAGGAAGAUACACCUGGUGAACAGUGACAGCCAAACGGUUCAUGCUCUGGAGCUAGCAGUAAAGAAGGUGUUUGGGAACCCGAGAGUUCAACAAAGGAAUCCACUAGUGCAGUUUGAAGUGGAUGAGAAGAGCCAUGAUGCAGCACCCACAGCAGGGAUAAAUAUGGUCCAAACCAAGGAAGGCCUUACCAUUAGUCUAAUGAAAGGCUACAUCCAGAAUGCCUUGACAAAGGUGACGGUCAACACUCUAGCGGAAGAUCUGUCACUAGACUGUGGGUCAGUCUCCAAGGCUAUACUGACGGCUGCAGGAGCCCAGCUCCAGAACUUGGUAUCGCAGCAAGCAGCAUCUGGCAACCCUGGUAAAGGGUCUGUUCUUGUCACAAAGGGCUGCAAUCUAAAGAGUGAACUGGUGUUCCAUGCCAUCGCCCCCAAAUGGGACAAAGGCAAGGGGAUGGCAGAAAAGAUGCUGCGAGGGAUCAUGCAAAAGUGUUUGGAGCAAGCAGAGCAACUCAACCAGACUUCCAUAGCCUUUUCUGCCAUAGGCACAGGAAACUUGGGCUUUCCCAAGAACCUGGUGGCCUCUCUAAUGCUUGAGGAGGUUCUCCAGUUCAGCAGGAAAAGGACACCCCAGCAACUCCAAGAAGUCGUAUUCAUCCUGUACCCCGGAGACAUGCAGACUAUUCAGGCCUUCACAGAUGAGUUCGGUAAGCAGUUCCACAGUCAUUCAAAGCAGCCGGGGGACAUGACAGCAGAGGCUAAUCCAACAGUCUCUGCAGGUGCAGCAGCAGAAGCAGCAGCAGGAAAGGUGAAAUCACCAAAGCCAGGCGAGUACGAGAUGAGAACAGGGAGUGUGCUGCUCCAGGUUUUUACAGGUGAUAUCACCAAGGAGACGACAGAUUGCAUUGUCAACUCUUCCAACUCUGACUUUUCACUCAAAUCAGGUGUCUCCAAAGCCAUUCUGAGUGCAGGAGGUCAUGCUGUGGAGGCAGAAUGCAGGCAGCUAGCAUCCCAAACCAACAACAAGAUGAUAAUGACACAGGCAGGUGGCCUCAAGAGUAAAAAAAUCAUUCACAUAGUGGGACAGACUGACCCUGUCCAAAUCCGUGAGUGUGUCACAGCUGUGCUACAGAUGUGCUCAAAGAACAACCUCACAUCUGUCUCAUUCCCUGCUCUUGGAACUGGUCAAGGUGGGGUCAACCCUGCCCAGGUAGCAGAUGCCAUGGUGGGUGCAGUGGUGGAUGCUGGAGGCAUGAAGUCCUCCAGUUCCGUGCAGGUGGUGAGAAUUGUCAUUUUCCAGGCUCACAUGUUGAAUGAAUUCUACAACAGCAUGAUAAAGAUGGAGCCCACACCUAUACAACCACAGCCAACCUUUUGGGCGAGAUCAUCUAAAUUUUUUACAUCAUUCCUCCGAAAAAAUGGUGACAAAGUGCACCGACAAAAGCCUAAAGUACCUGUAAGAAAGGCAAAAAAAAUGGAUCCAGCAUUGUUCCAUGUCUGUGGGGAUUCACAUGAUACAGUGGAAGUAACUAAGAAGUGGAUUGAAGAUCUGAUCGUGAAGGAACAGCACUUCAUGACAAUCACAGAUGAUGCUAUACUCCAGUUCUCUAGUGAAGAGCAUCAAAAGAUAGAAGAGCUGGAGAGAAACUUGCAGGUCAAAGUGACACUAGACAUUAAAGACCCAGAAGGCUCUCUCACAGUAGAGGGCAUUUCCAGUGAUGUUCUGAAAGCCAUCAGCCACAUUCAGGAUUUGCUAAAGAGAAUCAGGACAGAGACCAACCAGAAACGGGACGCCAGUCUGCUCAGCAACUUGGUAGAAUGGCAGUACCAGCUGGGAAGUCAGUACGUGCCCUUCGACAGCCUCGCCAACCUCCAACUUGAACAGGCUGCUGAAAGUUCUCAGAGGGAUAUUAAAGUCACCACCAAUGGUCAGGACUUCAAAGUCACAUUACCCGAUGGCCCAGCAGUUGACAAAACAGGCAAUAAGUUUGAAAUACGACGAAUAAACAAGUUAGAAGCUACAGGACAGGACAGCAUCCCACAGCAUUGGAGUGCCAUGCCUGCAAAAACACUGUGCGCAACGGUUUCUCUGCAGACAGGAACAGCAGAGUACAAUGAGGUUUUGGGUUUAUUCAAAGCCACCUGCAGGAACAAUGUUUUAAAGAUUGAACGGGUUCAGAAUCUGUGUUUAUGGAAGAACUUCCAGAUCUUGAAGGAGAAUUUCAAUAAUAAGAAUGGCCACACGAACAAUGAGAGAAGGUUGUUCCAUGGUACGAGUCAAGCCACCAUCGAGCACAUAAACAACCAUGGAUUUAAUCGCAGUUAUGCAGGAAAAAACGCCGCAGCCUUUGGAAAUGGAACCUAUUUUGCCGUUGCAGCAAGCUACUCGGCUAGCAGCACGUAUGCUGUACCAGAUGCCCAAGGACACAAGCACGUGUAUCUUUGCCGAGUUCUGACGGGGGAUUUUACGAACGGAAGACAAGGACUGUUGGUCCCUCCACAAAAGAACCACCGCACCCAGCUUUAUGACAGUGUGACUGACAACAUCAACAACCCCUCCAUGUUCGUCAUCUUUAAUGACAUCCAGGCAUAUCCAGAAUACCUUAUCACUUUUCACUAGAUGUUACCACCUUCUAUCAUC